CCACAAUAUAACUUCGGCCCACUGACGUCGUCGCUGUCGGGAGUGAACAUGGCAGGGGCGAGUUGGGGAGAGAGAGUCGCAGACAAGGUGUUCUCUCUCUAUAACUCUCUCCCAAAUAAAGGAAAGCCUCAGGGCCGUGAAUUUACCGUCUUGGCCGCUUUUCUCCUCUCUUCUCCUUCUCAAGAGCCGGAAGUUGUAGCAUUGGGAACUGGGACCAAGUGCAUCGGGCGCUCGCACCUGAGCCCGUACGGAGACGUUGUUAAUGACUCGCACGCUGAGAUUAUCGCACGGAGAGCUUUACUGAGGUUUUUCUAUGCACAGAUUCAAUGUCUUGCUCAUUUUCAUAGCAAGCGGAAUUACAUUGAUGGAAGCAACAAGUUGCAAGGUUUUGAUAUCAACGGCUUGCCUUUUCAAUUAGACGCUGAUAGUCUUGGCAAAGUAAAGUACACAUUGAAGCCGGGUUGGCAAUUACAUCUUUACAUAUCACAACGACCAUGUGGGUUUACUUCGCCCAGUUGUCUGUUGUUUCCUCCCAAAUGUAACACAUCAAGAGAAAGGGAUUCACAACCAUAUAUGGGCGACCUCAACAAUUCAAUAAGCGAACCUUGCGAGGUUUCGGUAAAGAAUAAUGGUGUUGCUUCACAACACGUUGGUUCAGUUCAGAGAAAGCAUAUUUGGGGUGAUACAACGUCACCAGUUAGCUGCUUUGACAAGAUAGCCCGUUGGAAUGUUGUGGGAGUUCAAGGAGCGCUGCUUUCCUACUUUCUUCUGCCUGUUUACCUUUCCUCUGUUACUGUUGGAGGAUCCCGAAACAGGCCUAAAAAGUUUCACUUAGAGGAUCGCUUGAGAAUAGCUUUAUAUGAUCGAAUCCAACCAUUGUUGAAGGAGAUAAUGAGCCCCUUUCAGGUGAACCAGCCACUAUUCUGGUCAGCCCCAAUACCACCAAAGGAGUUUCAGCAUCCAUUGAGUACCUUAACAUGCGGGUAUUCAAUAUGUUGGAAUAAGUCUGGCUUGCAUGAAGUCAUUAUUGGAACCACUGGAAGAAAGCAAGGCACCCCUGCCAAAGGAGCACUUUCUCCAUCUACAGAGUCAUCUCUAUGCAAGUAA
Messenger RNA from Carya illinoinensis, 1107 nucleotides. Its product is annotated as tRNA-specific adenosine deaminase TAD1-like. Gene Ontology annotation, molecular function: double-stranded RNA binding; tRNA-specific adenosine deaminase activity; double-stranded RNA adenosine deaminase activity. The transcript has 8 exons. Gene Ontology annotation, biological process: adenosine to inosine editing; RNA processing. The record is from RefSeq and is a predicted model, not a curated record. Gene Ontology annotation, cellular component: nucleolus; cytoplasm. Lineage: Eukaryota; Viridiplantae; Streptophyta; Magnoliopsida; Fagales; Juglandaceae. The coding region runs from base 49 to 1107 and encodes 352 amino acids.